Molecule: messenger RNA, 789 nt
Organism: Saccharomycopsis crataegensis
Lineage: Eukaryota; Fungi; Ascomycota; Saccharomycetes; Ascoideales; Saccharomycopsidaceae
Gene: EMC3
Product: ER membrane complex subunit EMC3
Exons: 1
Coding region: 1-789 (262 amino acids)
Biological process (GO): protein folding in endoplasmic reticulum
Cellular component (GO): EMC complex; membrane
Source: RefSeq, a predicted model, not a curated record
AUGGCAAAUGUUCCUAAUCUAACGCUCGACCCGAGCUUGAAGUAUUGGGUGCUUCUUCCAAUCUCAUUUGUGAUGGUAUUAGUGGGGAUUGUUAGAGAGAACAUUCAAUUGUUAAUUACCCCUGCCGCAAAAUUGGAAGACUACCAAAAGAUUAAAAAGGAUGAAACUUUUGCAAGAAUCCAGAGAUUCAAACAGAAUUUUCGUGUUUUAUCGUAUAGUGAUUUCGAUCUCCAGCGGACUGCGUUAAUUGAAUCCAUAUCCAAAACAGCCACUGAGAUCGAGACAGAAAAGGCGGAAAAGGCAAAACAAGAAGCAGGUGAUGCUCCACCAAACCCUUUUGCCGAUGGUAAGUUGUCAGAACAAUUGUCAGGGAUGAUGAAGGGAAAUAUGGCAAAUUUCAUUCCUCAAACAUUGAUCAUGGCGUGGGUGAACUAUUUCUUUAGCGGAUUUGUCAUUAUGAAGUUGCCGUUCCCUUUGACAGUGAGAUUCAAACAAAUGCUUCAAAAUGGUGUCAGCACCAAUGAUUUGGACGUCAGGUGGGUGAGUUCAAUUUCUUGGUACUUUGUUAACUUGUUGGGGUUGAAGUCGGUGUAUAAUUUACUCUUAGGCAAUUCAUCAAUUGCUGACAAAAUGUUGAUGAGUAGUGGCAAUCCUAUGCCAACAUUGGACAUGCCUGGUGGACCAACCACAGAGGUAUUGUUGAAAAAGGAAAUCGACAACCUUAGAAUAAUUGAUCAUGUCUAUGAUUUAGAUGGGAUUGAGGAAAGAGUGCUAAAUUUGUAUAAAUAG